AUGGUAACUAUCCCUAAAUGGACACCGUCUUCCAUUCCUGCUUCAACCACUCUUACUUCGGUGGCUACUAGUCACAGCUCCGCUUUGCACAGGUCUUUGACCUCAGCUUUAAAAGCAGCAGCUAAAGAGACAGCCCUGGACAAUUUAGCAUCGUUAUCUCAAGUAAUCAGAGGGGCACAAGCUUCGUUGACAGUAAUUGAUGCAGAAGGAAUUUUAGCCACUGCAACAGAUGAGUCUGUGAAGAGCAAGGCUACUCACGAAAUAUUUGGGGCCACUCUCAAUUUGAAAUCCCUAACUAAUGAGGAAAAUGUUUUUGGAGGAGCCGUCCAUCCUGCAGCUAAUAUCCUAUUUUUAGUUUUAUUCUCAGUAAUCUGGCUUUACAUUGUCUUAAUGUUUAUAAAAUCAAGGUACGUCUGGUUCAAUGUCACCUUUUUUUUUGGAUAUGGACUUGAAUUUACUGGUUUCUUAGGGCGGGUUUAUGCUGGGCUUGGUAACGAGACGGACAGUGGCUACUAUAAUAUGCAAAUAGUAUGUUUAACCAUUGCACCCGCGUUUAUCAUGGCAGGAAUUUAUUUUCUAUUUGCUCAAAUGGCAGUUGUAUAUGGACGACAGUAUUCUGCGUUGAAACCCAUGUGGUAUUCAUAUUUCUUUAUUGUCAGCGACGUUGUAUCGUUAUUGGCUCAAGCAGCUGGUGGUGCCCUCUCUUCAGCAGAAGCUGAAAACCAUGAAAAUACGGACAUUGGAACGUAUACUAUGAUUGGCGGUAUAGGUUUCCAAGUGUUGUCGAUGUCCAUAUUUCUCUUAUUUUGGAUUCAUUUCUUUUUCAGAGUAAACUUCAAGAAUAAUGAUAAAAGUAGUACAGGACCACUAAACAAAAGAUCAAUUUCGUCUUUCACUCGUCUCCUUUUGAAUCUUCCCUGUACUAGAGAACAUAAGAUCAAGCUAGAUAGAAAGUAUAACCCUCAAUUCAAAGAGAUAAGACAGGGAAGAUUGUUCAAUUACUUUCCACUCGCAGUGACCCUUGCGGUGAUAUUUAUUUACAUUCGUUCUAUUUAUAGAGUUGUGGAGUUGGCCCAAGGUUUUAAUGGUUACUUAAUAACUCAUGAGGCAUUUUUAAUGGUGUUUGAUGCGUUGAUGAUUGUAUUUGUAGGACUCAUAUUCUUUCCUUUCCAUCCUUACUGGGCAUUCAGUGGAAAAGUUAUUAAAGCAAAGGAUAUCCGCAAGAAACGGGACGAAGGGCCGUCUGAAAAAGCUCAAGUUUUUGAUGCUGACUCUGCGAACGCAAAAUAUGAUUUCUAA
Priceomyces carsonii is the source of this 1299-nucleotide messenger RNA. RefSeq names its product RTA1 domain-containing protein. The transcript has a single exon. NCBI's taxonomy places the organism in Eukaryota, Fungi, Ascomycota, Pichiomycetes, Serinales, Debaryomycetaceae. The coding region runs from base 1 to 1299 and encodes 432 amino acids. Gene Ontology annotation, cellular component: plasma membrane; fungal-type vacuole. The record is from RefSeq and is a predicted model, not a curated record.